Molecule: messenger RNA, 774 nt
Organism: Chelonus insularis
Lineage: Eukaryota; Metazoa; Arthropoda; Insecta; Hymenoptera; Braconidae
Exons: 6
Coding region: 135-617 (160 amino acids)
Source: RefSeq, a predicted model, not a curated record
UAAUGACUUACAGAUAAAAAUAACAAACAAACAGCAAAAUAAUAAAAUUAAUGAUGUAAAAAAAAUCCAUUAUUUGAGAAGCGACUUCGUUAUGAAUUUUUCUGGACAAAAGUCAUUUGCACUAAAAGUAAUCAAUGGAUGAGGGUCGGCACCGAAGGAGUCUAGAAAUAACUCGAGGGUUGCAGUGUGAUUUUCCUGAAGAAACAUCAACAAUAAUUGAAACGUCUUAUUCAAAUAUCGAUCCUUUCAUCAAUUUACAUCAUCAAACCAUUUCUGAAAGUUUACAAGUAUUUUCGGAGUCACUUCAACGUUGGUACAACAAUACUAGGGUCGUGACUAACGCUACGGUGUCGGACAUUAAAACCCUUUGGAUAAUAACAAGCGGAAAUCAUUUGCAUAAAGGAAAAGUCGUGGGAAAAUUAUUGGCGUACUAUCUUAUUGUUAUUGGAAUUUAUCUCAUUCAAGUUGGAUUUUGGAUCAACAUUAAAAUUAUCAAACUUAUACUAGAUGUCAUCAUGAAUCAGCCUAGGAACAAUAGAAGAGCACUGGGGAUCCUCUUUAGCAUCUUAAUGGCUCUUUUGCUUGGAGCAACGAUCUCUGCUGCAUGCGAUGACUAAAAGACUCUUUUCUAUCUGUCUCGUUCUAAUGUCACGAUUCAAUGCACGCGAGCCUGCUAAAUCGAUUUCGUAGAUCAAUUUCAACUUGAUGGAUCAAACUUAUUAUUCCUGAUUUGAAGAUGUCGGAACAAAACGUGAUUAUACUACUUCCAAAAAU